UGGGCUCACCACCACCAUCAGAUCAUCAUACAGCAGUUUUUACUAUAUGAAAACCCAUCCAACAUUUUUUACCAGUUGGUGAAUCCUCGUAUAGAAACACAGAAAGAAGCUCCUCUCUCUCAUUCCUCACAACAAUUCGACAAUGUCGGCACUAAACUGAUGAGGACGACGAGGCAGGAAAAAGGGUACCAGCAGAAAGCGAAUUCCAUCCUUUCAUCUCCAGUCAGUCUUGCUUCCACUUUGGGCUUGGUCGUACUCACGUCCAGUCCUCGACAUAAUCGGCAUACCGGGUGCAUUGCUGUUAUUGUUGCAAGAGUACACAUUCCGUCAAGCCGACCGCACGAGUGUGAUACUUUAUUUAUUCGCGAGCUCAUUAUUACUUGUUGUUCAGUGACAUAUUCUUGUGCGAGGCGGAGAGGAUUACUGCUCCGCUGGCGAAAUACAUAAGCCGCCCAAAUCAAUAUUGACGACCACCCCACAGGCACUGAGUUGAAGGUGGAAAUCCCAAAAUUGGUGGCGACCAGUACAAUUUAACCUAAAAAUUCAGCCAAGUGAGGUUGUUUUGUGACGAGGGAGCGAUGAUCAUGAGGAUCGCUUAAGCGAACGUACCAGAGCAUAAGCCUUGUUGGUUCGUUUGGUGGUUGUUGGGCGAGUUGAGAGUGGAGUGGACCGCAUUCCUCAGUGGUCACCUCUCGCAUCGCAUCCCAUCUCAUCAACAAUCUCCCAUCAAAGGAGCUUUAUUAUACAUCAAGCUAUACGACGACCACGACGACGGCUACUACCACCACUACUCCAACUGGGCAACAAUUCAAUGAGGUGACCGAGUGAAGUGAAACUAUUUUUUAACUACUCUCUGCUGCAGUAUUAUUACUACACACACACACCGUGCAUCCGCCGUGGAGGGAUAGAUACAGAGUGAUUGGCCACCAUUGUUGUUGUCCUCUAAUAAAAUAAGAUAAUAAUAAUUCGCGCAUUGGCAGAGAACAAGGGGCAAUUACUCGGCUUGCACUACCCCUCGCCUAAUAUUCUCUGUCACAGGAAUACCUCAUAUUAUUGGCUGAUCCAUUGACAACCACAAACUCGUCUUUCUGUCUGUCUGCCCACUAAUUGGAGACGACGACGACGACGACGAUAUUCAUUUAUUGGGUUCAAUUACUUGAGAGAGAAAUCAAAAAGGAAAAAUUCGAGUUCGACUAUAGGACAAGAGUUUCCACAACUAAUUCUUUAAACAUUCCUCGACAAAAGUAGGAAAAAAAUACUUGAAAGUGAGUGGUUAAAUCAAUCGUGCAAAAGCUGGAGGAUUUCUGAAGAGACAAACAUCCAAAAAUUCUCACGCUAAAGUUUUUUGCUACGUAUUUAUUGCACAAUAAUACGCACAUAAGAAUUAAGGAGGAGAACAACAGCCGAGUGAAUGUGUGGAGUUUGCUAAAUAGUAAAUGCUAAGAAAUUCGAGAGAGAGAGAUGAAAAGUGAAUUAUUGUGCCUCUUAUGAAUGUGAAAUUGGAAAUUUAUUUGCGGUGGAUUUAUUAUGGUGGGAGCAGCAGCAAAGUGAAAGUGAAUAAGUGUGCAUGAGAUUGAUUGAUUUGUCCGCAAAAUGGAUCAUAAAAUUGGACGAAGAAUGGAUUGUGCAUUUGACCAUUCUUAUAUUUUUCGUGUGCCGUUGGAUGCAGGAGUGGAGAUGGUCGAAUGAGCGGCACGGAUUUUUACUUGGAAUUGGAUGACCCGUUGAAUAAUGGGGCGAGGGGAUCAGCAUGCGAAACAACGGGACUGUUGAGGGAGUGAAUUUUAAUACCAGCACGACGACCACAACGACGACAACGACUGUCGCUCAUCACCAACACCAUCGUUGUCUUACCGUCGAACUUCUCACUGGAGAACAAAUCGUCAUCCCUUACGAGGGGAAGACAACAUGCAACACGAUAUGGAGAGGAGUCGAGGGGGAGUUGGUGGCGCGUGGCGUCGUCCAUCCCCAAAUUUUUGGACUAGCCAUCAAGUCUGGAUCCGAUUGGGUGUUUGUCGAUCCAGACGCGAAGCUGUCCAAGUACUACCCCAAUAUUUGCAAAGAGGGCAAGUCACAGAGUCAAACCCAUUUGUCAUCAGCCGGAUCUGGGUCAAUUAGUGACGGGAAGAAACCAGCGUUCCAUUGUCGAGUCCACUUCUAUUUGGAUGCCCUACCCCAAAAUUUUGAUGUCAUUUCCCUACAUCAUUAUUACCUCCAACUUCGCCAAAACCUAAUAUCCGCCCCACGCUUCCCGCCCGCUAGUGUGGUUCAGCCCUUAGCCUAUGCCUUCCAAUUUGAGCUGGGCGACUGGCGACCCUGUCAGGAAUUGCCACGAUGGACGAGUUCGCAACCGCUCUUCUCCUCCCUCGCAAACUCCAUCGUCAGGGCUCACCAAAUGCUCUCAAGCCUGGGGAAGGAUGCGGCACGACUGGCCUUCAUCAGGGCAGUGAUGCCCCAGUACAACAUGCAUCUCUUCGGGAUGACCCUCAAAACCAAAGAAGACAAAUAUGCUCCGGCCUGGGUCGGUGUCACUCCCAAAGGAAUUGAAGUUUAUCAGAACGCUGUUGGCUGCAAUGAGAUUCCUGCUCAACCCAGACUUACGUUUUUGUGGGCUAACAUCACCAAGCUCUACUUUGAGAGGAAAAAGUACGGGAUCCGGGGUCAGGCGUUUCCGUGGGGGAACUCGACUCAGAAGUUGACAUUUACAGCUUCGACCGAGUCGGUACCUCAGCAUCUGCUUCACCUCUGCCGCUCCACCCACCAGUUCCAUCUCUCCAACCACAAGAUUCUCACCGAGUCCCUCAACGGAGGAGGUCAGACGACGAGCGGAGGGGGCAAAGGGUCAUCGUCCCUCGGGGAAGGGAGCACGAGUGGGGGUGGGGAGUCGACAAGCAGCUGCAAUUCCACCCUCCUCAGCUCCUCCUCCAAGAACAAUAACAAUGAGGAAAAGAUGCUGGACCUGUCCCUCUGGGCGGACGGCCUCCUCCUCACCGGCGAGUCCUCAGAGCACCAACGCGUCUCCGUCAUCAGCAACGCGUCCUCCAACACCACGUCAGGCAUCGUCUCGGACAGAGUGUACAGUUUGGAUGGCAGCGAAGCAGAAGACUUGGAGAUGCGCGAGUUGCCGGAUUGCUGUACGGAAAGAGCUCACAAUCGAAAUUCCACAUCCCUUGAAUCCCUCAGUCAAAGGCACCCACCUCCACCAAGGCUGCGUCACAACCAUCAAAACCUCGCCAUCAAAAGAGCUCACAGUCAUUCGCAUCAUUCUCACCUUGCUGCUCCCUCCUCGUCCUCAAACUCCAACGCCACGUCAAACCACAACCACGUCGUCGUCAAUGGGACGUCAAAUAAUAUUUCUAGUAAUAAUAGUAACUCAAAGUGUGGUGCUCCCGGUGGUGAGGACGACAGCGAGUCCAAACACUGGUAUUGUGACUCUGACUGUGAAGACUGCGACGACUCCACAGGUCCCUGUCGCUCCAUGUUGGUGCGAACCAUUGGAGACAAGCGGGGAGGGGGAGGAGGAGGACAGAUGAAUAAGUGUGCUGGUCACUGCGAGUGCAACUCUUGUGUCACGGACGAGGAGCAGGAUGAGGAGGACGAUGACGUGGAAGAGGACGAGUGUGACGGUCACCAUCACUUCCACCACAACACGCCCUCCAUGGCCAGUGAGACCACGCUCAAGGCAGUCGACUUUGGCAGUGGGGUGAGCAGUACGAACAAUAGCAGCAUAAAGUAUGCGGAGGGUGCAGUGAUCGGGGCUAAAAACUCAGACUGUGGUGCCGAAAAUGGGAAACAGAAAGUGCAAAUGAUGGAAGGGGAAGAAACGGAAAGUGUCGUCGUCGUCGGAGGGGAGGUCGACGACAAGGAUGGCGACAACACCGACGACGACGGAGGAGGAGAGAUUGAGGAAUACAAAUUAGAAGAUGAACAUGUGUAUGGUGAGAUAAGUGAGGAUCCUGGACCACCCCUCACCAAUAAGUCGGGCAGCAACAACGGUGGUGGUGGGAUCAUCAUGAGUGGUGAUGCAAAGCUGAAGACUGAGAAGAAGAAGAAGUGCAGGAGAAGAAGUGUAAGUGACCAGCGGUACUCGACCAUUGAAGAUCAAGGGGAUGAGGAGGUCGAGGCCAAAGCACCCAAACCCAAACCACGCUACAGCUGCAUCAAGUCAGUAGAGCAACCUCAGCAGAAGCCGGAAAGAGGGUGCCAGUGCAGAGGAGUGAAGGACAAGUGUUGUAAUCCGAGUAGGAAUAAUAAGCAUACAAACUACAAAAAGUCGGGGGAUCAGAGUAGCAGUAAUUGUAGUGAAAGUAUUGUGAACAAUAAUAAGAGUGCAAAAUCUACUUGUGCCAAAGACUGUAAAAAGUGCUUGUCUGCUUCAACCUCAAACGUCGCCUCUUCUACGGCACCAACAGGCGCUGGUGGGACAAAGGAGAAUGGACUCACACCCAAAGUGGCAUCCCUUAAAUGUUUACGGAAAUCAAAGCCGUCCUGCUCCUCGAACAAUGCGCGGAGGCAUACGAGCAGCCGACAUCACAACCACCAACACCGCGGAGAGAUCAACUUUUCUGAACUUCCGCCCGUCAAUUAUGUGGAGUUUGGAGAAAAGCUGCAACAAGGUCGCUACCCCAGCACGAGAACCGUGAGUGACAACUUUGACACUGACUCGGACUAUGUGCAACUCCCACCCCUCGCCUGGUACCCACCACCACGACCACCUCCCAAGAAACCAAAUUCACUCAAGUUGUGGAAAUGCGUGUCAAAGUCUGCGCAUGGAAAACCCAAGCAGGCGUCACCACCCUCAUUAUCUCCGCCCGUGGUCAAUCUAAGUACACUUCCGCGACGAAAGUCGUCUGAACUUUCUUGCGGUGGUGGUGAUGGUGGCGGCGAAGGCCGCGGUAAUAACAGAGGAUGCCAAAGCAGUCUGGUGACGAGUAGAGUCUCGUCCAGGUCCACUAAUGCAAUCAACCUCGUGGGGCAUGCAAAGCCAGAGCCUCCACCAAAACCUAGGAAAUCUUUGGCAGAUUUGACAACCAUUGGGCGAGGAGAUGACGACGGGAAUCACGAGUACCACAACAUCAAGACUGGCGGUGUUCCAGUUGUGGAUGCCAGAUUCAUUGCAACUAAACCUCAAAUUUUGAUUCAGACGGCAUAUGCAACAACCGCCCCGGUCGCCAUCCCCAGUCAGGCUCAAGUCCUCGUCCGAGGGAGUAAAGUGCUUGGGAAUAUCACUCCUGUCCCAACUAACAGCCAUCUCACAACGUCCCUUCAGCAUUCCCAGAGUGUGGACAACAUUUACGAUACUGUAGCUUCGGAGGAGCCUUCGUCCUCAGGAUUCGCCGUGCCCUCCGCAGUCACCCCGCCACCGUACUACCUACUCACCAAAACGUCUGCCCCUCUCAUCAUCCGACCCAACAACUACAUUGACGUUCACGCUUCCUCCGUCAAGAGCAAGUUGUCCACCAGCACGAAGGGUAAUCUGACCUCCUCCGCCAUUGCCAACCACUACAUCACCAACCCUUCAACCACCACGGCUGCCGGUGGUGGUGGUGGAGUUUUCAUGGGGAAAAACAUUGGAAAUCGGUGCGGGAGUGUCCCCAAUAUCAACAACUUUCUCAUCGGUCUCCAAAAUCUGAAACCAUUGUCUCGCACUCCGAUCGUCCAUCCUGCGGGUGCCACGAGUUGUCUCACUCUGAACAACAACAAUCAUCAUGGGUCCACCCAAUCUCACGCCCAAUGUAUGCAGGGUCAAAUGCAACAACCAAAUAGUGCCUCCAACACCACCACCACCACGUCGUCCUGCUCAUCCUCUUCAGGAGCAUGUCUCAAUAAUAACAACAAUCCGAGAUUCACCACCGUCUACACGAAUCAACUCACGAGGUCACAAAUCAACCGGUACAAAGCACAAUUGUACUCUGACAUCGACUAUGUCAUCUUUCCUCCAAAGGACCCACGGGUUAGUCAGCAAGAGUACUUUGACUCCAAGUACACGUCCUCCACCAACAGCAACCCAAUGUUGAACCCCAACAACGCCGCCACCUCUGCUGCCUACCAGCUCAAUGACAUCCCACCCCCGUACUUGCCCCCUCCGCCACCCUACCCAUCCACCGCUGCUGUCGGCACUUGCUCAAAUGGCCUCUCAAACAUACCUCCUCCACUGCCCAAGAAAAACCCAAAAAUGUCGACCCGACCUCUGCCAAAUCCUCACUCGUCCUCCACCAAUGUGACCUCCUCCUUGAGCAAUCACAGCAUUCCGGCCACAAUGGCAACGACGACGACGGGGGUUCCUCCCUGCCAUCACAACUCGUUUCAGUCACUCUACCACCCUGGCUCCACCAACUCGCACUGUUCAUCCUCCCAGUACGGCUACUACACCGCCACGGCCGUCAGCGGAGGGCUCAACUCUGAGAACCUCCAACGGUUCCUCUCCACACAGAGCUUUACUGGGAGCCAUGGCUCAUCUGCGCCAAUCUACUAUCCCAGCUCGGUCCAGUCCGCACCUCCACUUCCGCCCUACAAGCCCUCGGGUCACGUCAUCAUCGAGAACGGGAUGCGGAAAGCAGUGCAGCAGAUGAUGUGCAGUCGGAACAGCGCCGCACUCACGGCCAGCGACGAGCGGUUGAGGAUGAACAUCAAGCUAUGCCGAUCGGAGGAGUCCCUCUACUCGCAGCCAACCAACGAGUCGAUGACGGCGGCGGAGGAGCAAUUCCAGGCAAUCAACAACCUGCACAACCUUCCCCCACCGCCUCCCUACAAGAGGCCUGCGUCAAACCACCCUACUUUCAGUUCGAAACAGGAGGCGUUCUCCGCGGCAGAGCUGGACUUGGCUUAUCUUCGGGCGAGGUGUCACGCGCUAGAACUUCCACUUCUGCGAGCUCUCUGUUCCGAGGGGGAGAUGUUGAACAAAAACACAAGUACAAAGGCUAUCAUGCAGGCGGCCAAGAACAGGAUGAUUCGUCCAACGGCCCAUGCUCACCCCAAGCUCUCCCUCCCCCCAAAGAACCCUCUCCCCAUUCCCCCCAAACCAAACAACAAUAGUAAUCACAGUAGCAGUAGUAAUAACCAUAAUAAAAAUACGACGACUAACAAAUAAAUUAGAUAAAGAUCGACAUGAUGGAUCAACAAUAUAUGUUAUCGAGGAUAUUGAAGAAUGGAAUAAUGAAGGUUAUGUCCAUCCCACCUAAAGAGUAAAUUAUGUUACAAACUACGAAAUAGUAUUCAUGAGCUGCCAGUGAGUUUUUAUUUGACAAAAAAGCAUGCCAGGAGGACCUGCACAAGUAUUUUGUGUCCUUUCUACUACUGACCAUGUAUUCCGGGUAUUCAAUUUUUGAAGCUUUAAUAUUUUCAUGCAAUUUUGUACAGAAAAAACCUGUCUUCCAUCCAGUGCUUCGCAUAGAUACGUUAUGUUGGAUAGAUAAUGUAGGGGGAAAUAUAUAGUUACAAGUUAGUGUUUUACGGGAUAAUUAAAUACAAGGGAGGGAUAGUUGAUUCAAGAUAUUGUACAAACCCUAAAAAUGAGGUAAAUAAUGUAAGGAAUAAUACUGCAGAAUAAUGAUGUACAUAAAAGUGUAAAUAGUUUGGAAUGGUGUUGGAUAGAUAGAUAGACACAUAAAUAUCACAACAAUAAUGAUACACAAUACGAUACAAGACAACAAACAGUUAAAGCCAUAUACAGCCAUAAUAGAAUAGAUGAAUAGCAUUCCCACCUACUUGAUUACAUAAAGCAGCAAAAAAUGGUUUAAACACUCUGAAUAAUAAUAAUUGUUAAAGAAAGAUUUAAUUCUAGCCAAAGUUAGAAAAAGAAAAAUUAUAAUAAGUAUUGUACUGCUGCGUAUGUACUACUCGACAGUAAUUACCUCGAGGAGAAAAUUUUGCAUGAUGAUGAUGAACGAAGGAUAUUAUUAUUUCCCUCUUGAAAAUCUUGAUUAUUUUAUUUUAAUGUGACUACUAAUUAAUGCAACAAAUAUUUUGAUGUCAUACUCAAUUGUUUCUUCCAUUUCAGCUUUGAUUUAUCUCUACUUAGUACUUGUCAUCAAAAUUGUGUGGGUUGUUUGUUGAGCUAAUAAAGAUUGAAAAUUAUACGAUAUUUAACGUUCAGACGUA
This is a messenger RNA of Folsomia candida, 8100 nucleotides long. RefSeq names its product protein expanded (gene ex). Gene Ontology annotation, cellular component: cytoplasmic side of apical plasma membrane; cytoskeleton. Gene Ontology annotation, biological process: positive regulation of hippo signaling. Lineage: Eukaryota; Metazoa; Arthropoda; Collembola; Entomobryomorpha; Isotomidae. The record is from RefSeq and is a predicted model, not a curated record. Bases 1751 to 7090 code for a protein of 1779 amino acids. The transcript is spliced from 13 exons.